AGCGUAUCUGUGGCCUGUAAAUUGCCUCUAGCUUGAUUCUGAUGGUUCUGCUGUGCGUUCCUGUUGAAACACAGCAGGGUUUGCUGCAUUUUAGGUAGUAGGGCGUCUCCGCUGGUCGAAAAAUCGUCACUCAAGCUCAUGGCCUUGCGAUUCGCAUACAGCAUAAGGAUCGUGACUCGUGAGUUUAGUGAGAGAGACAGAGUGAUAUGGAGGAGGUGGAGCUGAUAGACUUUUGAGUCAACUCAAAAGUACUCAGGACUCAAAAGGACUCAAAAGGAAUCGAAAGUCUCCUCCUGAGGUCAGCGACAGAGGCGCAGCGCCAUGGAGCAGGUGGAGCUUAUUUCCUACAUAGGUCUCGUGAAAGGCGGUGCGAUUGUAGCGGAGUAUGGCAGGGAAGCCGACGUCUUUCGAGAGCCUAUCUGUGACGCGAUUUCCGCGAUUCCCGCUCACGUCUCUCAGUUCUCUCUGGGCCACGGGAGCAUCUUGGUUGUGCUCCAGCGAUGGUCGUCCGGCCUCGUCUGCUUCCUCAUUGGUUACCACCCGUUCGCGAAAGACCAGGCUUGUUCGCUGCUCGCCAUCCUGCACAACGUUCUCGGCAAGGAAAUCCUAUCAUCAAGCAGCGGCGAUGCUAGUAGCGACAUCCCCGCUAUUACCAGCCUCGUUAGCACCGAAGAAGUCUUUUCCGGUUUAGCGGAAAGCUCGGAAGAUGGAGACGCUGAAACCGGGAUCGUGUCAGCCGCUUCGUGGUCGCGUGCCACGUCAUCGUCGCGUGCCACGUCAGACACGACCGUUGGCGACAGCGACGCGCUUAAAGACGUCCAUAAUAAAACCAUCCUAAAAGACAUACCGAGCGACAUUGUCGAAGCCAUCAGCCAAUCAAUGGCGUCCAUGUCAGCGCGGUAUCGCGGCGUGGCGGGCCAUGGGUUACCCUCCUUGGACCCCUAUCCCGACGCGCCCGACGCGUACUUAACUAGCGUUCAGGAGCCGCCGCCUUUGCCGGCGAGUGAGGGGGAUAGCAGUAGUGAGGAGGAGGAUGAAGCGGCGGGAGUGGCGAGAAGGAGGAGGGAGAGGGAGAGACGGAAGGAGGAGAGGGAGAGGAGAGAAAAGAAGUGGGAGGAGAGUAAGGGGAAGGGGCAGGAGGGGGGGGCGGAGGAGGGGAGGGGGGAUGAGGAAAGCGGGGAAGGGGGUAGCGGAAAAGCGGAGGGGGUCGCCGUUGAGGGAGCGGGAGUUGGGGCGGAAGGAAGAGACGGGGGGAAAGGAGGGGAAGGAGGAGAAAGAGAAGGAGGAGGGGUAAUGCUGGUAGGAGAUGCAGCAGGGGCACGGACGGCAGCAGCAGCAGCAGACAGCGCAUUAGAAAAUUCUCCAGGAAAACUGUGCGAGCGAGGUGAGGAAAGGGAGUGUGGGGAGGAAGGAGAGGGAGGAGGGGGAGGAGGGGGAGGAGAGGAACAAUCUCAGGCUCGGUCUCCCAGGUCUCAGCCAGGUGGCAGGGAACUCCCGGUCCUGACCCCGAACCUCCCGCCGUGGCUCGGUAGCCCGCUGCUGGCCGGGGCAGCGGGAGGUUCGGCGGCGGCGGCGGAGUGCGCGUCCCCCGACAUUGAUCGGUGGCGAGAGACGCGGAGAAAGGAGAAGCAGCGGGAGACGCAACGGUCGGCGGGGAGGCUGAUGGGGAGGGCAGACGCGGGGGUGAGUGAGGGAGGGAGUGUGAGGAUGGGUGAGGAGGAAGGGAAGGAGAAGGGCUGGGAUCAAGAGCGUGAGCAGGGUAAGGUGCAGGGGCAGUGGGAGGGGAGCGAGACAACGCAGCUGCAGCAGCACGGAGAGCAGCAGCAGCAGCAGCAGCAGCAGCAGCAGCAGCAGCAGCAGCAGGAGCAGGAGCAGGGGCAGGGGCAGGGGCAGGGGCAGGGGGGGGAAGGCGCGGAGCUUGGUCCUUCGGGUUCGUUCUCAUACUCGGAAGGGGAGAAGCAGCAGCGCGAGCAGCAGCAAGAGCAGCAGAGGCAUGGGCGGCAGAGCAGUGACGGCGAUCUGCAGGUGGAGAUACUGGGAAGCAGCGACGCACUGGGAGGAGAACAGCUAGAGCUUCAGCCACAGCAGCAGCAGCAGCAGCAGCAGCAGCAUUCUAGCAUCUGGAGCCGCUUUUCCGGCCGCGCCCCUUCCCCCUCCCGCAUGCUCCGCCGCGCCCUCACCCCCCCACGCUCCUCCCGCACUCCCCCCCGCUCCUCUCCCACUCCCCCCCGCUCCUCCCCCCCGCCCCCCCACUCCACCACCCCCCCCCGCUCCCACACUCCCCCUGCCUCUCCGCCCCGCUCCCAGACCCUUACCUUCCCCCUAACGGCCCCAAGGUCCCCCGUUCAUCCGGUUUCCGCGGGGAAGGGGGCGCAGGGGGAAGGGGGGAAAGCAGGGUGGCGCAGGAGGCGGGGGAGUGAAGGGGGGGGCGGAAGUGGGGGGUGGGGGGAGGGUCUGGGCGGGGAGGGGGGAGGUGUGAGCGGGCGGAGCAGCAACAGCAGCGCUGGUGGUGGCGCUAAUGCUGCGGCUCCUGCUGGCGCUGCUGCUGGUGCCGGUUCUUCUGAUGCUGCUGCUGCUGCCGCCGCUGCUGACGCUGAUACUGCUGCUGCGUUGGGCAAUCCAAGCCAUGCCAUGAGCCGCAGCAGCAGCACGGAUGGAGUCACAACUCGUUCCUCUACCACCAGCAACCGCAACAGCAGCACCACCACCAUCACUGGCAGCAGCAGCAGCAGCAGCAGCGGCAACGGGAGCACGAAGUUGGCUCGGUUCAUGCGCUGGUUUCCUAAGAAGUCCAACUCCACCUCCAUGAUGCCGCUAGACGCGUCCAUGACGCUAGACGCGUCCAUGCCGCAAGGCUCUACUUCAACCAUGCCGUCCGACCCCUCGCACGCGUCCCCUCGUUCUCUUGACCCCCAUGGUGCUCCUAGCCCUCGUGCUUUCGGCAGCCUGCCUACUGAUGGCUCACCCGCAGCUGAGGCAGCUGCCGCGGCUGCGCCUGCAGCGGCAGCGGCAGGGAUAGCAGCGGCUGCAGUGGCUGUGGUAGCGGCUGUAGCGGCUGCCCCUUCCAGCCACACCGCAGCUACAGUCUCUGAUCAUACAGCCAAUCAGGUCCAUCCACGUGACGCUUUGAUGUCGCCACGUCAGCAACGAGGCAAGGACGACUACCCAGCCCCGCCUCCGUCCGAACCUGAGUCCGAGCCGGUUUCCGAGCCUCCGUCCGAGCCACCCUCGGAGCACCCUUCCGAGCCUGUUUCCGAGCCUGCUAUGGGGUCUGGUAGGGAGGAGAAGGAGUACCAGCCACGGAUUCCUAAGUGUGACAGUACUGAUGGCAGAAGAGGAGUGCUGGUGACUAUAAAGGGCCCUUCGUUUCCAGUGUUCUGCACCAGUGGGGAUAGCGUGGAGUCUCCUGAUGACACCUCAGCUGUUAUCAUUGAUGAUUUGGCAACAGCUCGGGGGAAUUCUGGUCCGUCGGAUGGCUUGGGAGCAGCAGGGAGGGCUCGGAGGCGGUUCGGCGGCUUCCGAAGCGCGUCUACCACUGGUGGUUCGGCAUCGGGAGGGGGAGGGGAGCAGCGGGAGUAUAAAACGUUGAAGGAGCAUCUAUUUGAAAUCAAUAAAGGGCAGCAUAAAGAGACACGCAAUAAGGAGGACAAGGAGCAAAAGGAGAAAAGGGAGAAGGAUAAAAAGGAGGAGAAAAGCCAGAAACAAAAUCGAGAAAAAAAGGUCUUAGGUCUAGGUCUAGGUUUGGGACUUGGCCUCCCCUCACUUUCCCCCUCUCCCUCCCUCUCCCCUUCCACCCCCUCGGACCCCUCUUCUCUAUCACAACCCACCUCUGACUCGCGCCUCCCACUCACCCCGCCCACAUGCUCCCCCGCGCACUCACCCAUCUCACACUCCUCCCCUCUCUCCUCUUCAGCCAUCCCCCCCGGCCGACACAGCCACCUUGGCAUCAGCACCAGCAGCACCAGCACCACCAGCUAUAGCCCUCACAGUGGUACCAGAGUAUCCCGUUCCGGGUCAGGCUCGGAGCCAGGUCUGGGGUCAGGUUCGGGGUCAGGUUCGGGGGCGGGUUCGUUCCGGUUCCUCAAUCAUUCGAUAGGCGCGGCACAGAGGGCGCACCGGUUGGCUGCUCACUCUAUCCGCAUCAUUGGGCCAAAGAGGCUGGCCACUGCUGUGGCCAAGCAGCGGGAGCAGCAGCAGCCACAGCAGCAGCAGCAGGAGGAGGGGGAAAAAGGAGGGGAGCAGCAGCAGCAGCAGCAAAAGCAAACGCACAAGCGCGUAUAUAGUCUGAAUGCAGGUGGAAACACCAAGGAUUUGGGGCAGGAUGGAGAGAGUGCAGAUGUCGGGGAGGAGGUGAGUAGAGGAGGACAAGGAGAGGAGGGAGGAGGGGAAAGCAGAGAGGUGGGAGGGGGAGGUGAGGGAGAAGUGACAGAUGCAGGGGUGGCGGCAGUGACCAGAGCAACUACUGCUGCUGCAGCAGCAGAAGGAGCAGCAGCAGCAGCAGCAGCAGCAGAAGUAUCAACAGAACCAGCAGCACCAGCAGCACCAGCAGCACCAGCAGCACCAGCACCAGCAGCACCAGCACCAGCACCAGCAGCACCAGCACCAGCAGCACCAGCAGCAGGAGUAUCAGCAGGAGCUCCAGCACGCACAAGAAAAGGGCCACCAAAGUCUGCUCCUCUAAUCCUACCACUUGACCCUACUGAAGGGCCAGACUCAACUCCUCGCCUCCCUUCCCUCCCAACCACCCCAGCCCAACAAACACACUCAACCUCCCCUUCACCUUCCACCCCCGCUCCCGCCCAUUCUCACACAGCACCGCAAGAACACCCGCCCCCCUCUCCCUCCCCCUCACAGAAGCCCCCCUCCCCCUCUCUUUCCCCCUCACCCUCCCCCUCGCCACGCUCCCGCAAGGGGUCAGGGCCGGUGCAAACAACAGUAGAGGCGUGGGCUUGGCUGUUUGGCCGGGCUGUGUCUGCAGGGGGGCUGGUGGGGGGAGGCAGGCUGGGGAAGAAACAGGGGGGGCGGAAGGGGGGUGUUGCAGAGGAGGGAGAAGAAGGGGUGGGGGGGGGAUUGGUGAAGGGUGGGGAGGAGAGAGGGGAGAAAGAGGUGCAGAGGGGUGGAGAUGGAGGGGAGACAGGAGUUCAAGCAGGGUUGGAGCGUGGGAGAGAGUGUGAGGCAGAAGGUGUGGGUGGUGCUGUGAAGGAUGGGAUGAGGGGUGAAGAUGAUCUGGUGUUGGGGGGGGGGCAGGGGAAUGAAGCUGGGGAGAAAGGUGGUGGAGUGGGGGAACCAGGCAUGGGUGCUACACCAUCCGCUGCUGACGCAGUCACAGGUCAGCUUGCCUAGACAUUCCGUUGUCCCACCCCAAGGGCUGGCUUCGCUUUGCGAUUCGGCUUUGCGUCCCCCCAGUUGCGGUGUUCCUUCUCGCCAACACUUUUUCCGCUCGAUAUUUCCGCACCCCCUUUUUUCUCGCAUACAAAAUUCCCCUAUUGAUCUACCCCGCCCUGGAGCUGAGAUCUAGAUGCGGGAUGGGUUGUCUUGCUGAGUGUGAGCUUGUAGCUUUCUAGAAUCACUGUUGACAUUAGGGGAACAAAUCGUUUGGGUAAUCUGCAUCCUGACCUCUUAUGCAGUAGGUGUGCCUUUUCAAGUGUGUGCUAAUAUAAUUCUGGGUUGUUUGUAGGCUGAGAAUCGCAACUUGUGAUUAAGGCCCGCGGUUAAAUCAGGUUUGAGUUUGAUGAUGGAG
Molecule: messenger RNA, 5740 nt
Organism: Closterium sp. NIES-67
Lineage: Eukaryota; Viridiplantae; Streptophyta; Zygnematophyceae; Desmidiales; Closteriaceae
Source: the annotation of a GenBank genome assembly